Messenger RNA from Culex quinquefasciatus (southern house mosquito), 3121 nucleotides. RefSeq names its product opsin, ultraviolet-sensitive. NCBI's taxonomy places the organism in Eukaryota, Metazoa, Arthropoda, Insecta, Diptera, Culicidae. Bases 675 to 2201 code for a protein of 508 amino acids. The transcript has 6 exons. Gene Ontology annotation, molecular function: G protein-coupled receptor activity. The record is from RefSeq and is a predicted model, not a curated record. Gene Ontology annotation, biological process: visual perception; G protein-coupled receptor signaling pathway. Gene Ontology annotation, cellular component: membrane.
UCGCUCGUCUUGUGCGGGUCCUUGCGAAGUGGCGAAGUGCGCGCGCGUUUGAAUCCUUCCCAAAAGAUAUUUGGGAAAAGCAACUUCCUAACUUGAGUGGUGGAAUUCCUGUGAAAAUUAAGUGGUGCAUUUUUGAAUGAAAAAAAAAAUACGGAAAUCUAAAAGAGGUGCUUUUGCUUUAACAAAAAAAACAUCGAUAAAAGAUAAUUGAGCGAGAUGAGAAGCGUUGCUUGUUAGUGGAUCGAGUUUAAAUGCGAAAAUUGCGUUGAGGGAACAAAGUUUUAGUGAGUUUGGAAAUUAGUUAAGUUUUUCGUGUGCCAACGGCUGAGAACAUUGAGGAUUAGUUCGAGGCUAGCAGCUGAGCGUGGCAACUUUUGGAUUUGGAUUAUUAAACUUAAAUUAAAAAAAAAAAUAGCGACAUCGUCCCCGCCAAAUCGGAUUAUCCUUCCGGGUCCUGGAAGAGGAUCAAUAGCACAAACCGCACCCACUUUUACAAGAUAAGUGCAUGGCCAACUUGAACCACGCCGUCGAUUGCCGCCGACGCCGUCGCCUGCUGCUACCCUAAGGGAUCAACCCCCCCGGCAGAGGAGACAAAAGCCUAGGGGUCUUUAAACGACGACGUGAAAAUCGAGAAAACGAAACGAAAAAAAGAGCCAAAUUUUCACUCACCAACGAUGAAACGAUUCGUAGCAAUUCUGUUCGUGCUGGGCGAAACCAUCGCUAAUAUUAGCGCGAAUUACGAGCUGAAGGAAGCGGCCGCCUCACCAGCGUACAUUUCCGGCGGUGGACGUGCCCUUGAAGAUGUCCAUCUGUCGCCUCUAAUGGCCAAAAUGACGGCCUCGCUGCAAACCGUGGGCUCGUUGGCGAACGACGACGGUCCGUUGCCGCCGGGUGAGGACACGGCCGUCUCGACCGAGGUCUCCAACACCAGCUUGCUGUGGACCAAGUACAUUUCCCUGUCCGGCUACGACGGCCCGCCGGUGGAGGACGCCUUCCGGGACCGGAUCAACCCCUUCUGGCUGCAGUUCGAGCCCCCGUCGCCGGUGGCCCACUACGCGCUGGGCUUCGUCUACUUCCUGAUGAUGGUGUGGGGCCUGUUUGGCAAUGUGCUGGUCAUCUUUAUGUUUUUCAAGUUCAAGUCUCUGCGGACACCCGCCAACUACUUGGUCAUCAAUCUGGCAGUAGCGGACUUCCUGAUUAUGCUGGAAGCACCCAUAUUCGUGUACAACAGCUACCACCUUGGACCAGCGUUUGGGAAUACCCUCUGCACGAUUUACUCGUUGCUCGGGGCGAUCGGUGGAACCGUGGCAAUCAUGACUCUCACGAUGAUCUCGGUCGAUCGAUACAACGUGGUGGUCUACCCGCUGAACCCGAACCGAUCGACGACCCGGCUGAAGGUCAUGCUCAUGAUCGUGUUCACGUGGAUCUACGCACUGGUCUUUUCGUUGAUGCCCGCGCUCGAGAUCGGCCUUAGUCGGUACACUCCGGAGGGAUUCCUGACGGCGUGCAGCUUCGACUAUCUGGAUCGAGGCUGGGACGCCCGGGUGUUUAUGUUCAUGUACUUCGUAUUCGCUUGGGUGAUCCCGUUCAUAACCAUCAGCUACUGCUACGUGGCGAUUCUGCGGGUUGUCAUCGGAGCCGGCAGCAUCCAGUCGAGCAAGAACAAGAACAAACAAGAGGUCAAACUGGCCGGAGUGGUCAUCGGCAUCAUUGGGCUGUGGUUCAUCGCGUGGACUCCGUACGCCGUGGUGGCCAUGCUCGGAGUGUUCGGAUACGAACAUCUGUUAACUCCGCUGGGAUCGAUGAUUCCGGCGAUCCUCGCCAAGACGGCAUCCUGCAUCGACCCGUAUUUUUACGCAAUGAAUCAUCCCCGUUUCCGCCAGGAACUGCGCAAAAUGUUCGGCAAAGAACAGGAGAUGAACCACUCGCAGUACCAAACGUCCCGCUAUACUCGGAACGCCUCCCGGAACGACUCCGAGGCGGGUCCCAGCGAACGUGUCCAGCUUGGACGCGCUCCAGGUAAGGACGCAGACCCCAUCCCCGCCGUAUCCUCAUCCGUCGCCCAACCCAACUACAGCCAAAACCUCGCCUCGAACCGUAAAGGAGGUCUUCAACGGGCUCAAUCUUCCAUUUCAGCGGCCGACGACACCUCCCUGUCCUGCUCGAUCGAUCUGACUGAAACCCAGCCAAACAACCACUAGGGCAGAUGCCCAGCCCGGCAGUCCAUACAGACCACCUGCUGGAUGUCCGGGGACGAAGAGACUUACGACCUGUAAGUCCCGAAGGGGGAGGGGAGAGAAUUUUUCGUGAAAAAGUGCCUUCUCGUGAUAAUAUUUUAGGAUACUGACUAGUUGUUUACUGCGCAAUGAUGGAAAAAUCAAAACAAACGAAUGUAUGUGUAAAUGUUUUCUCCAAUUACACUAAAGGAUCCAUUUUUACAUUAAGAAUGUUGACGACUCGAGCGUUUCAAGAGGUUUAUAACGUAUAUGUAUAAUAGAUUUAAAAUGUUUAACGAACUGUUCGGAUAAUGACCCCCUACGUCCUAUCGUCCCCGACAAUUCCCACGUCGUUCCAUCUUUCAUUCUGUUUAGGAAAGACAAAAGAACUGAAAUGAUGAGAAUUCCAACAAAACUUGCAUUAGUUCUAUCGGUUAAAGAAAAUUGUCCAUUUUUAUCAUGAUUUUCAUUUGAACCAUAUUUAAUUUCAAACAAUAAUUCAAAAAUCAUACAACGAAACUAAGGUUUAUGUUCCAAGUAAUGAUUUACAUACCGUAAAAAAUCUUUUUAUAUAAUACACCAUUUCUACUUAAUGUCGUGAAUUAUGUUACCUGUUCGAUGCCAGGUGAGCAAUUCUCUGAAAUUUCAGUCAUUCGAUUUUUUUUUUUUUGUAUUUUCUAAUCCAUCUGAAGCUUUUUUGGUGCCUUCGGUAUGCCCAAAGACGCCAUUUUACAUAAUUAGUUUGUCCAUAUAACUUAUGAAUCCAAGUUAUGAUCAAUACUGAUUAUUCUAAAAACCGAAAUACUAGUCGCACAAAUUUUUUUAUCUUCAUUUUUCGAUGCAAAAUCGAAUUUGCAAUCAAAAAUUACUUCAGUGAAAUUUUUAAAAAGUGCACCGUUUUCAAG